Messenger RNA from Danaus chrysippus (African queen), 1425 nucleotides. Lineage: Eukaryota; Metazoa; Arthropoda; Insecta; Lepidoptera; Nymphalidae. The record is from the annotation of a GenBank genome assembly.
AUGGAGGAGGCUGAAAUUUUAAGAAACAUCGUCCUGGAUGCAUAUGAAGUAAAUUCAUUGCAUCUUGUGGAUGUUACCUAUAUCAUCGAUCCACACAAUUUUUACAUACGACCUACUAAGUAUAGACUGGUGGUAAACCAAUUUGAGUCUACUGUGCCGAUUGCGAAAGUUUCUUUUGUCAACAUAGGAGACAUUGUCUUGUAUAACUGGGGCCAGUCCUGUGGCGCCUCUAAAUAUAUUAGAGGCAAAAUAAUUAAAGUUCUUGAGGUCGAAGGCUUCUUUGACUACGAUCUAUUUGCUAUUGAUUACGGCUUUGUCGAAAAGGCAGUUCCUCUAGAGUUUUUGUGGCAAUGUAAGGAAGAAUUUCAAACCGUACCCGCAUUAGCCGCUUUUUGUGAGCUCGGUAACUGUUUCCCACCGGGAUUGCCAAACUGGCCUGCGCAUUCAAUCGAAGGCUUUAAAUUUUACGCGGGAAAUGAGCAAUCUAAAAUGCUCAUUUUAAACAAAAAAGAUGAAAAACUGGUUGUGAAACUAGUCAAUUCCAAUCCGGAAGAUAUUGCGACUAUGUUAGCUAAAGGGGCUUAUUCAAAAUUGGGACCUCUCUACGAGGAUGUCAUGUGGCAUCCAACAACUGUUCGAAAACAGCAACAUUUCACGUUCCGAGAGCUGGCAGUUAACGAUGCUUUGCACGUCAAGGUUCUGGCUGGGACGUCUAUGAAGGAAUUCUACGUCGCUGAAAUCGGUGACUAUAGAAAGCAUUUGAAAGAGAAAAACAACAUUACCUUCUAUGCCAGGCAGGAGUUUCGAAUCUGUGAAAAUGAUAUGAUUGAGGGCAUGAUCCUAUGCAUGAGAGAUGAAAGUCGCAACAUGUAUGAAAGAGGUCUUCUGAAAAGAAUAUUAGUUGACGAGUAUAAAGCCAUAGUCCAUCUUGUUGACCAGGGCAUAGAUGUGGAGGUCCCUACUAAUAUAUUAAAAUACAUGCCAGCUAUGUGUCUGAGGAGUUCGGUACUUGCUAUUUUUUGCACGGCAGAUGAGACUCAAGCUUGGAACAGUGGGGUGGAUACAGCUUUGAGCCCUGGUCAAGAAUUUAUCAUAACCAUCAAGAAGCUCGGCUUCCAAUUUGAAUGUCCACAUCAAGUAUAUGUGGAACCCUUACAAGAUCCUCUGGGGGCGGCCGCAAUAUCCCCUGCGGAGUUAUUGCUUUUGGAAGAAGAAGAAAGGGAAAGGGCAGAAAUGGCGGCUGCCAAAGAAGCUGCCAAAAAAGAUUUGGAGGAUUUUGCUAACAUUCCAACUACAUCUGGAACUUCAAUAGCAGCUACUGUUAUACGUGAGGAUUCUGAGGAGACUGUUGAAGGUGCUGUCGGCACAGCCACUGCGGCUGACCAACAGGGUUAUGAUGAAGCUUUCUUCGUUGAACCAAUUUAA